Molecule: messenger RNA, 909 nt
Organism: Vanderwaltozyma polyspora DSM 70294
Lineage: Eukaryota; Fungi; Ascomycota; Saccharomycetes; Saccharomycetales; Saccharomycetaceae
Gene: APD1
Product: Apd1p
Exons: 1
Coding region: 1-909 (302 amino acids)
Source: RefSeq, a predicted model, not a curated record
AUGACAACUCCUGUUAUAUCAGAACAAGAUAAGACUGAAAUUGCUGAAAAUAUUGAUAUCAGAUUAGAAAAUGAUAUCAAUGCAAAAUGUUGUGGGAAUUGCGAAGAGGAAAUUGAAGAAGGUGAGGUAAUUUUUUCCAAAUUACAGAUUGAUUAUAGCACACCAUUGUAUAAUUCGUCAAAGAUUCCAAAGAUUCAUUUCGUAGUACCAACAUCUCAAUCCGACUGGCAACAUGACGCCUGUCUAGAAAAGGAAAAUUCUGUACAAGCUACUAUUAGUUUAUGGUGUAAUGAAAAUUUAGAAAAUUUCACUGACAUUGGUGAAGGUGAAUCUUUUAAUUGUAAUGUCACUUCAUUACCAAAAAAUAUAUUAGAUAUCGAGGUAAUGAGAGAUACGAAAAACAAUGUCCUAAUUUUACCUCAUUUCCUGUGGAUUAAUGAUUUAAAAAGUGAAAACGUAAAAGCAACAUUAGAUGAUUUAGUUCCUUCAUUAUUAGAAAAAAAAAUUGAUAGAGAUACUUUAUUGAAGGAAAAACCAUACCUCUCUGGAGCCAGAGAACGUGCAUUUGUAUUUAUUUGUUCUCAUAAAACCAGAGAUAAAAGAUGUGGUGUUACAGCUCCUGUUAUAAAAAGAGCAUUUGACAAAGAACUUCAAGCUCAUGGACUCUACAGAGAUAAUUCCGAUUUUAGAGCAGAUGGUGUUAACGUGUCAUUUACAAACCAUGUAGGUGGUCACAAAUUCGCCGCAAAUGUUUUAAUAUAUAUCAAGAAUUCCAAUACAUUAGUUUGGCUAGGUAGAGUAACCCCAAAACAUGUACCCUUAAUCGUAGAUUCAUUGUUACUACCAGAAACGCCAGCAUUACCAUGGCCAGAAAUGGUAAGAUGUAUUAAGAAGUAUGAAUCUUGGUGA